CAGCGCUGAAAUUCAAAAUUUGAACAGGACCAGUUAACGUUAGUUCAGCAGCAGGAGCGAGGCUUCGCAGCCACGAGUACAGGGCGGGGUAGCGCUGGUUUACAUUAAGUUUAGCACUUGAAGAUUUAAGAAUGGACCCCUUUACGGAGAAACUGUUGGAGCGCACACGGGCUCGCAGGGAAAAUCUUCAGAAGAAGAUGGCAGAAAGACCUACAGCAGCCAACCGGCAAAUGGCCAAAAGAGCAAGAGAGCCACUCGCUGAGACAAAUAGUGUCAUAAGUGAGCCUCCAGUUGAAAAAGUACUUCCGUCCUCCAAACCUUCUCCUUCAAAGCGCCGCUGCUCGGAGGAGAAUAUGACUGGAGAAGAAAACAAAGAACCAGUUGCCCUUCAAGUUUCAACUUCAGAGAUUAUAACGGACAAGAAGCCCCCGGUACUACCGAGCAGUAUUCGCUCUGCCACAGUCGAGAAAGGGCUUGUCAGUUCAGGGUCAGAGUCAGCCACAGGGCCUGCUUGCCUACCUCCAAGCACUAAUAAAAUGAUGGCCUGUCAAUCGCAGACAGUUUGUGCAGAUAAAGUGAUCAAGCAUUCUGUCAUGGUGGAAGACAGGGAGACUCCUAAAGAUAUUCCUGCACAAAACGUUAGCAGCAUGAGGUCUCGUCUGCAGAGACUGGCUGACCAAAGGCAUUACUGGGACUCAGAGGGCAGCAAUGUCCCUGAGAGUGAUGUCCCCUCUCCUCUAAAACCCCAGAGAACAGAGAUUCCUACAACUCCAGCUCCAACCCUUGUAUCAUCAGGACCAUCUGUAGGCAGGAAAGGCAGGCUUGCAAAUCUUGCUGCAACAAUCAACUCCUGGGAAGAUGACCUUGGGCCUCAGCCUACUCACAAAGAUAAUGCAGGGCAUUGUGGCACAACCAAUGUGCCUCCACCAGCCCUUGCUAAAACCAGUGUUACCAAGACCAGUCCUGCUGAACAGCAGUCUCAGCCUGUCCAGCCAGCUAACAAACCUGUCUACAGCACUCAGCAGGCACCAGUUUAUUCACCAGUCAAAUCAUCCAGAGUAAUUCCUCCUAGUCCUCAGAAGACUGAGAUGCCAGAACCUAAACUAGCUAAAGGACUUAACUCCCCUGCAUCCAGCCCCAUGAAGAUCUACUCUAGCCAUCCUUCCACUCCUGUAAAAUCUGCAAUCACCUCUUCAAGUCCUCGCAAAACCCCACUGUCCCAAAGCCCGCUGAGGUCUCAGACCCCAGGCAAGGAUUUUGGAUCUGGUAAAGUGUUUAGUUCAAGUCCCAUAAAGCCAAACCUUCCAGCAAAGCCAUCCUCUGUUACAGCUCCUGUGUCUCAUACCAAUGAAAAACUGGCCAAAGAAACAGCUCAUUUGCAGCCAAACAACCAAGGUGCAAAUGCGGGUGGUGUUAAGUCAUUUUUGGAGCGUUUUGGGGAAAGGUGCCAAGAACGUCAAGGUUCUCCCACUGUUGGCCAGAUCCGCACACCUGUUGCUCAAUCAGUCACUUCAUCAGCCAAGUCUAAAAUGUUCCAGGAGAGGAUUGCUACUACACAGACAGCCUCCACUACUGCAAUGCUCACCCAAAAGCAAAAAUUGGAACGUGAGGCAGAACUGGCACAGGUUCGCAAUCGGUUUCAUGCUGGAAACAUGUGGAAGAGUAAAGAGGAUCUUGCAGAAAUCACAAAUGACGUGCACUCCAAGGAAGUACUAGAUGAAAGUCCUGACCCUGUACUUUGCAGUGAGACUUCAAAACACAGCUUGAGUAUUUUGGAAACCCCAUCCAAGAUCAGUGAACCCGAAAUCUUAGAUUCAAAGCCUGUCCAGUUAGGCUCUCUGGAACAGAAUGAGGCUUCUGUAGAGAAGCCAGACCUACCUGAGCAGAAAGAAAAAGAAGAAGCAGAGGAAGAGAUACGUGAAAUUGAGAUGAAUGUGGAUGGCUCUAUUAACUCUGAGGUCAUUAAUGAUCUUUUUGAUGGAGUGUUGGAGGACAAUGAAGAGGGCGAGGAGGAAGAUGCUCUAAACAUCUCGUCUAUGUCUCUGCUUGCCCCAGUAGUAGAGACUGUGGCUGCUGUUGUGAAGAGCCCUGAAAGGAAACACAUGACCUCAACACCGGCAAGCUCAUUUAUUCACAAGAGUGGGACUCCUGAGAGUGCAUCCAGACCCACCAAAUUUCAAAGAGCACGACUGCCACAAGCAGGCACUUCUGACGGUACCGAAAAUGUAGAAGGGCAGAAACUGCUGUACAGCAUUGAUGCAUACAGAUCAACUAGAGUGAAGGAUACUGAGAGACCACAAGUUAAACAAGUGAUUGUGAGGAAGGAAGAUGUGUCUAAAAGAGGGGAAGAGCCUCAAAGCCCCAGCCAUAUCAGCAUUAAACAAAAGAUGCAGAUUCUGACCAACGAGAUGAACCUGCAGCAAACAGUGAUUCAUCAGGCCAGUCAGGCACUGAACUGCUGCACAGAUGAGGAGCAUGGAAAAGGCUCUCCGGUGGAGGCUGAGGCUGAAAGACUUCUGCUUAUUGCCACUGAGAAAAGAGUGGCUGUGAAAGCUGAGCUGGAUCGACUAAAGGCAGAGGGUCCCACAGCUCAGAAGAAAUGCUCUUCCAGAACUCAGGAGAACCUGGGUGUGCCUGCCUCUACAGGCUCAAUCACACUACAGGAGCUUAGAUUACCACUUAAGGCUGACUUUGUCUGUUCUACUGCCAACAAGCCUGAGUCUGGAAACCAUUACUUUUUCGUUAUGAUCCGUGCUGGAGCUGAAAACACUGUUGCAACUCCUUUAGCUAGUACCCACAGUGCACUCAGUGGGGACGCUUUGACCUUCUCCACCAAGUUUACUCUUCCUGAUGUAUCCAGUGAUUUUGAGAUUGACCUUGAAGUCUACUACCUUGUUCAGAAACGAGAGUUUCACCUGGAUAAAAGAAAAAAGCCAAGCAAGUCCAAGGCCAUCACUCCUAAGAGAUUCCUUGCCAUUACUAAAAGCAGUCUUCAAACACCUGUUAUGGCAAGUCCUGGUGGUCCGAAUGCAGUACGGACCAGCAACUUUGUUCUUGUUGGAUCACACAAGUUAACCUUGGCCUCUAUUGGAAAAAAUAAGUUCCCAAUGGAAAAGAUCAAAUGUCAAGGGAGUGAGAGCAAGCUUCUCAGUGACAUGUUUCAGAAUAAGGUCCCUUUCCUUUGCCCUCUGGAAGGUCAUAUCUACCUUAAGAUACAGUGUGAAGUUGGCUCUCGUGUGGAGGAAAGAGGCUUCCUGACCAUGUUUGAGGAUGUCAGUGGAUUUGGAUCCUGGCACAGGAGAUGGUGUGUUCUCUCAGGGUACUGCAUCUCCUAUUGGACUUAUCCUGAUGAUGAAAAACGAAAGAGUCCAAUUGGCCGCAUUAAUUUGGCCUGCUGCACGAGUCGUAAAGUGGAGCCUGCAAACCGUGAGUUCUGUGCUCGACCCAAUACAUUUGAGCUGAUUACAGUGAGACCACAAAGAGAAAAUGACAAGGAAACUCUGGUCAGCCAGUGCAAGAACACAAUGUGUGUUACAAAGAACUGGUUGAGUGCUGACACUAAAGAAGAGAGAAAUCUGUGGAUGCAGAAACUCAAUCAAAUCCUGGUGGAUCUGCGCAUGUGGCAGCCAGACUCCUGCUAUAGGCCAGCAUGAUACCCCAUCUAACUAGCUUAGAGGAUGAGCAUCAUCAUUGGUCAUAAUUUCAAAUGUCAACUUGUUUGGCUGAGAAGUGCAAUACAAUUUCAAAGUUACAGAACGUUUACAUAUAAUUAAUUUUACAUUUGACCAGUCACGAGCAUGGGAGACACUCAAUUAAGCCAUAUUGUACCCAUUUCCAUAUUGCAAAGGACAGAAUCCCCUCACCGGUUCUUGCAUGUAAAUGGUGAUCAUACUACUUAAUGCCGGACCUGGCAAGUAAUUCUUAGCUAGUGACAAAAGAGAAAUGUUAUAGUAAUCUGAAUAAAUUUUAAGGCACUAAUGACUGUUUUUACCUUUACUGUACACAAGAGUAAGUAACCCUCACAUUUUGGCUUCAAGUUGAGAGUAAAAAGUCAGGUAUAAUUUAUUAACCCUAAAGCUUAAUAAACUAACAUUCAGUAUGUUAGUUACAGAGCUACUGCUGUGUAGCGCUUUAGGCUAUAUAUUCAGUAUUCUAAUAUACAAUGUAAGUUGGUCAGUGUUUUUUCCUUUCCAGUAAUAUUUCUUUAAUCUUGGCUGACUUCAUUUUUAUACAGUUAAAUAGUGUGCAUGUUUUUUAGUACUUGGGUGUGACUGGGCUUACUGAAAUCUCUCUAAUCAGCAUCACUUUAUCAAAAUUUUAUGGUGAAUUUUAAGGGGCUUUGUUUUUAUUUUGUUUUUACACAUCACAAUUUGUAUACACAUCUUUAUUUUAACUGAUGGUGGUUCUGCAGGCCUCAGUUUCAUUGAAUUGAUUUGUAUCUGCAGUUCGCUUGACUAGGAUGCAACAUCACGCAGAGCUCCACAACUGUAUUAUAUGCUGCUAAUACCAAUAUUAAUGAAAGCUUCUUUUUCAGUGGCUUUUUGUGUAUAAAUAGUUUUUUACAGAAUAGCUAUGUUUAAAGAAAGCAAUCAGGGGUUUAUGCUUACAUGCUUUUUUUUAUUGAGUCUUUCAUAAAAUACUUUUUAUAGAACAGAUGUUGACCAUUACAUUUAAAAGUGGGCCUUUUUUUUUUUUUGAUAAAUUUUAAACACUCCAAAUAUAGCUGAAACAAACCAGCGCUGAGACUUUAAGAAAAAGCAACAGCUUAUCAUCUACAGUAAGUGUCUUUUAUAUUUAGCAGUUUUAGUACAUUAAGGUGUACUUAAUGGUUUCAUUAGCUUACAGUUGAAUACCAUCAACUUUUGUCCAAAGCUUGGAAGCAGAAUUCUACUGAGAAUAUCAGUUCUUCACUGAUGUACACUUGAUCAGUAUCAGUAAUUGUCUGUCCAUUGCAAUAAAUCUGGAUUAAGUUUG
Messenger RNA from Astyanax mexicanus (Mexican tetra), 4974 nucleotides. RefSeq names its product anillin, actin binding protein (gene anln). Gene Ontology annotation, cellular component: actomyosin contractile ring. The record is from RefSeq and is a predicted model, not a curated record. Bases 132 to 3653 code for a protein of 1173 amino acids. NCBI's taxonomy places the organism in Eukaryota, Metazoa, Chordata, Actinopteri, Characiformes, Acestrorhamphidae. Gene Ontology annotation, biological process: septin ring organization; mitotic cytokinesis; actomyosin contractile ring assembly. The transcript has 25 exons.